CAACACUUUACGGCAGGGAACAGUCUUCCACAUGGCCUCCAACAAGGCAGAAGCCGGAGCGUGUGUUUGAUCCUCAACAACCCCAGUGUCAGAGAAAAGAGGAGGGAGUAAACACCGCGUUAUACGCGCAACUCGCACUUUAAUAAUCACGUGAAAUGGGUAAAAGUAAAACCAAUAAGUUUAAACGUCCCCAGUUCAACUCGGUCGGGCUGCCGGUGACUGCGGUGAAGGAAGGAGACGGCGAGGAGGAAGAGCAUGGUGAUGAUAGCUGUCCAGCUGCGGAGUUGCUUGAGAAAUUGCAGAGCCCCAGCGCUGAUGUACGAGAGUUUGCAUGUGCCAGUAUUUCUCGGGUGGUGCAGCAGAGUCAGACCAUUCCGGGUUUCCUCCAGAGGGAUGCUGUUAGGCGCCUGGGUCCCAUGUUGCUGGACCGGAGCCUGGCUGUCAGAGAGACUGCCACUGGAGCUCUCAGGAAUCUGAGUGCAUGUGGAGGUCAGGAGGUGUGUGAGGACAUGGUGAAGCACGACGUCAUGACUCCUUUGACAGCACUGCUUAGAGAGUGCUGUGCUGGCUUUGAAAGUGCCGUUGUGUCGAUGAAAGACCAAAGUAAUGGAGUGGAGGAUGUAGCCAAUGAAGCUGUACACUUACUGUGGAAUCUAUGUGAAAGCAGUAGCCAGGCGUUGUCUGUGUUUAACAAAUCUGGACUCUUGGAUGUGGUUGUUCAGUGCCUGGAGAAACACCCACACAACCUGGAACUAGCCAUAUCUGCUGCUCACUGUUUGCACACUGUGACUGAGGAUAACCCAGAGCUGCUUUGUAGCAUGAACACUGCUGUGCUCGGAGCCCUGGAGAAUGUGCUGCUGUCAUCUCAACCAGGCGUGACACAAACUCUCCUCAGGACACUGGCUGCAGGUACGCUGUGGAACAUGAAGAGUAGUCUGCCUGCUGCUCGUCAGGCCGAGACUGUCAACGCUGUGGUAGCUACCUUAUCACAAUGCCUGGAUUUGGAUGCAGGUAUGCUAAUACCUGAACUUAGGCAAGCAGAGGAGCUUCGCCACAGAAACGCCCCAGCUGUGUCAGACAUAGAGGGCCAAGCUCCAGAAGAGCUCGCUGAGGAGGAGAUGAUUGAAGAGGAGGAAGCAUCUAAACAGAAGAGGAAUGGAAAAGCUGCGAAAGUUGAUAAUGACUUCUCUGACCUCUUGCCUAGGGGGAAGGAGGAGCUGAGGGAGGCAACGGCCUUGCUGACAGCCCAGCAAACGUCCUUGGAGAUCAUCGUCAACAUGUGCUGCUCUGACGACCCUUCUGAUGACGAGUGGGAGGAGGAAUCAAGCAGUGAUGAAAGCGACAUGGGUCCCGAUGGCCUUUGUGAUGGAGUGUCCAAUCUGAUGUCUCCAUUGUGCUUGUCAGCUGAAGUUCAAGGGGCUUUGAUCAACCACAGCAUACCACAAAAGGUUCUGAAGAAGACAGAGUUCCCUAAAAAGGAAACUGUGGAUUUGUGCCAUCAAAAUCCCUCCUGGAGAGGCCUGAUAAAAAAGAUGGAGCGUGUUCAAUCCCGGGCACUGACUUGCCUCCACAGUAUCCUCUCCACCAUGGAUGCAGAGUCUUUGGGUGGUGCGACAGCCCUGCAGGAAGCAGCACAGCAUCUCUCCUCUCUGGUCUUUGGUGCCCCAGAGAUUCCCAAAGAUGAGGAGUUUCUAGAGGCUGUCAUCAGCGCCAUGCGAUCUCUUUUACAGAUGAUUGCCUCCAAAAAUAUCCCACAGUGUAUGACCCCCCAGCAGCUGAUGAGCUUGAGCGAAACGGCCACCCGCUGUGAUGUUGUCAGUGUGAGGGUCAACGCCGUCGCCAUUCUUGGCAUCACUGGCAGCACAUUAGCCAAAGAGAAGGGCACUGCAGAAACCCUCCAGAUGAUCGGAAAUGCGUUGCUUCAAGUUGCCACAAGGGAUCCUGAACUCGUUGUAAAUGGAGAAGCCCUUGAUGCUUUGUUUGAUGUGUUUGCGGAUGGAGAGGAGGCAGAGACAGCUGCAAAAAACAUCAGUUUACUGCCUGCACUGAAGGCACUACAGCCCGUCUUCAAGACCAAGAUUCGUAAAGAAGGAAAAGGCAAAUACAGCCCUCAGCAGCUGUGUGUGCUGGAUAACAUCAGAGUGAACCUGAGAAGAUUUAUUGGUUAUCUGGAGGUGUUGAAAAAAUGAGGACUAUAAAAGCCUGUUUGGUUUGGACAAAUAUGCUAGCAGGAGCAUAGAACGAGACAGAAUAUGGUUGUGAAACCAUCAAGUAUUUAUGUUUAUAUUCUUUAAAUGAUGGUUUACUGUUUGUGUGCAGAGCGAAGGGAAUGUAAUAACCGUUAUUGUAUGCUGGAGUCGGCAGUUUUUUUUCCCCACUUAAAUUUAACUCAAAACAAUUUUGAGACUGAGUUUGUGUUUUCAUGUCUGAUUGAAACAUUUUUUAAAGAUCAGGUGUGGGAUCUGACACCAACUUUUCUUAUGGGCAUCCUUCUUUGAAUCCAUCUGGAUAUGCAUUGUACUUUGAAAUUCUAAGUUGUUGUUUUUUUCCAAUGAAGACACUGGUCUGCAUACACGUUUUUUCAGUAAUUGAAGGAGAUUGGUGGUAAAUUUUGUAGAUUUUUUUUAAUCUUUCAGUAACAUUAUACACAGAUCUGAACUGUCUAAAUCCCAGCAUUGUCUGAUCAUAAUGUGGAUAUCAUUAUACGUGACUGGCAAAAAUUCACGUAAAGCUUGUUAGCUUUUCUUGCAGUGGUUUCUUAGACUUUUUCAACAAAAUAUCCAUAAACUUGCAGUUUAUUUCAGUAAAAAAUGAAAUUAAUGUGUGAAGAUGUCACCAGGCUGUGAAGGAAUAGCCUUUUUGAAAUAAACCCUGAUUUUUUUCUCAGUGUU
Oreochromis aureus is the source of this 2891-nucleotide messenger RNA. It is a transcript of the gene heatr3, whose product is annotated as HEAT repeat containing 3. The transcript is spliced from 15 exons. NCBI's taxonomy places the organism in Eukaryota, Metazoa, Chordata, Actinopteri, Cichliformes, Cichlidae. Gene Ontology annotation, biological process: protein import into nucleus; ribosomal large subunit biogenesis. The record is from RefSeq and is a predicted model, not a curated record. Bases 156 to 2189 code for a protein of 677 amino acids.